AUGGCCAAGUCAAAGAACAGCUCGCAGCACAACCAGCAGCGCAAGGCUCACCGUAACGGUAUCACGAAGCCCAAGACCUCGAGAUACCCUUCGCUCAAGGGUGUUGACCCCAAGUUCCGUCGCAACCACCGACAUGCUCUCCACGGCAACGCCAAGGCCUUGAAGGAGGCCAAGGAAGGCAAGCGCGAAAAUGUUUGA
Molecule: messenger RNA, 198 nt
Organism: Clonostachys byssicola
Lineage: Eukaryota; Fungi; Ascomycota; Sordariomycetes; Hypocreales; Bionectriaceae
Source: the annotation of a GenBank genome assembly